Messenger RNA from Daldinia loculata, 1151 nucleotides. RefSeq names its product ubiquinol-cytochrome C chaperone-domain-containing protein. The transcript has 2 exons. Bases 147 to 1049 code for a protein of 300 amino acids. Gene Ontology annotation, cellular component: mitochondrion. The record is from RefSeq and is a predicted model, not a curated record. Lineage: Eukaryota; Fungi; Ascomycota; Sordariomycetes; Xylariales; Hypoxylaceae. Gene Ontology annotation, biological process: mitochondrial respiratory chain complex III assembly.
UUUUUCUUUUUUUUUUUUUUUCUCUAUGUCUCUGACGUGCCCAUGUCAAUGACGUGAAUCGACACUCGACAACUCAGACUACCGAACCCAGGGAAUCAAUGCCCUUCCCAACGACAACUUCCUACCCCUUUACAGCACGGUAGCAAAUGGCGUGUAGAACAUGCAGACGGCAGCUUAUGCUGCUAACCCGUCAAGCUGGCUCGAUUGCAGAGAUCCAAAAUGCUGCUACAGCACAGCGGCUUAUCGCCCCAGUUGUCGGCUCCCAAUCCGGCCAGAGACGAAGCUUCAAAAGCACUCCCAACCAGCCAGCCAUAAAUAUUCGCGAGACCAUUGCUAAGGUAUUCCAAAGCACGGCCGAGCCGUAUCGUAUCAUCAAUGCUACCGAGAAUAUAUACAAAACCUGCGCUCGCGAGGCAGACUAUACCAUCCCCGAUAAGGACAGGAAGGCGGGCACGAUAACUAAGACGGCGGAGGGCGAGGAUAUAGGAGAAGGAAAGACGAUGUGGCAUGAAGAUUUCAAGCUCGCCCCGACUUUCAGCACAUGGUCGCAGAUCACGAUGCUACACCUAUACCUAGUAUUCGCUCGACUACGCGACCUCGAACCGGACGCGGCGCGGUCGUGGCAGCGACAGCUUACAGACCACUUCUUCUUCAACGCCGAGGAGCGCAUGGACCUAACCCACGGAAUCACCUCGCGCGGGCUGCGACACCGCUACCUUAAAGAUCUCUUCGUGCAGUGGCGCGGGGUGAUCGCCGCAUACGACGAGGGCGUCAUAAAAGGGGAUGCCGUACUCGCCGCCGCCGUCUGGCGCAACGUGUUCAAAGCCCGCGAGGACAUCGACGUGCGCUCGCUAGCCGCCGUCGUCAGUUGGAUGCGGCUGUGUCUCAAGAUGCUCGAUCAGAUCCCCGACGAGGCCCUGCACUACCAGACCGAGGCCGUCUUCAAGUGGCGCGCCAAGAACGAGCUCAUGCUCGUCGAUAAGCCCACAAGGGAACUCGACGGGCAACUGGUGCAGGAAACGCCGCCGGUGCAGAAGGUAGCCGUGUAAGGCUCGGGAGGGUGUAUGAUAGGUGCUAGAUAGGUUAAGGAUUAUAAUGACGGCACGUUAUAUGGAGGUGAAAAGUUAGUCUGGCAUAGGGCUUUGCGCAAU